AUGGUGUUGCUUAUUGGCGGGGUGAUGUGCGUGCGUGUCUCGGGAUCAAAGCUGUCGGCGAUGUCACGGUCGGCUAAUACUGCUGUACCACCCGCGGCUGCCGGGGGAGAGGCCGGGGGUCCUCCCCCCCCACCGCCCAACCUCACCAGUAACCGGAGGCUCCAACAAACCCAGGCUCAAGUGGAUGAGGUCGUGGACAUCAUGCGAGUGAACGUAGAUAAGGUCCUCGAGAGAGAUCAGAAGCUUUCGGAGCUGGACGACCGUGCCGAUGCCCUUCAAGCCGGAGCGUCCCAAUUCGAAACCAGCGCCGCCAAGCUUAAGCGCAAAUACUGGUGGAAGAACUUAAAGAUGAUGAUAAUCCUGGGGGUGAUAUGCGCCAUUAUCUUGAUCAUCAUCAUUGUUUACUUCAGCACUUAG
This is a messenger RNA of Protobothrops mucrosquamatus (brown spotted pit viper), 417 nucleotides long. RefSeq names its product vesicle associated membrane protein 2 (gene VAMP2). The record is from RefSeq and is a predicted model, not a curated record. Bases 1 to 417 code for a protein of 138 amino acids. Gene Ontology annotation, molecular function: SNAP receptor activity; syntaxin-1 binding. Gene Ontology annotation, biological process: SNARE complex assembly; vesicle fusion; vesicle-mediated transport. The transcript is spliced from 5 exons. Lineage: Eukaryota; Metazoa; Chordata; Lepidosauria; Squamata; Viperidae. Gene Ontology annotation, cellular component: plasma membrane; SNARE complex.